UAUUAGUUGUUAAUAAUUAAAGAAAUUAAAGUUAUACUUUGGGAAAGUGAAGCAGGGAACAUGUAACGAGGAGACGGGGCGGCAGGGUGAGUGAUGACUGACGAAGUGAAUCAGUGCACUUAGCUGAUGAAUGUGCCAACGGAAGACGAGACCCGACGUCUCUUCGUAAAAGUGCUUUCCCAAAAGAAAAACCCAUAAGCCAUCUUUUCUCUUCUCUUCUCUUCAUUUGCUCUGAUUCGCUCUGUUUUCGGAGGUUGUAUGGUUUGAUCGAUUGCAGUUACAGAAAGAAAAUGGGGUUUGUCCCUUCCGCCAAGAAAGUCGAAAAAGUCGUUGAAGGCGCUGAAGGGUCGAGACGGAGAAGGCGAGCAGCCGUGGCCAUAAACAAUGAGUUGAACGACAUAGUCUUCUCGUGGUCCAUCGAAGACAUCUCCAACGAAAACCUCUACAAGAACCAGGUGGGUGAGAUACCAGAGAGAUUUCCUUCGGUGGAGAACUAUCUCGGGUCAUUCGUGUACCCUUUGCUGGAAGAAACGCGAGCUGAAAUAUGCUCCGGAAUGGAGGCGAUCUCUACCCUACCUUAUGCCAGAGUUAUGCGAUUCGAGGAGUGCAAACCCUAUGGGAAGAACUUUUAUGAAGUUACGGUCGAUUUCUGGAGAAACAGAUCGUGCAAGGGGGGGAAGGAACCAUACAAGAUGUUGACAAGAGACGUAUUAAUUUUAACUGAUUCAGUACCAGAAACAGUCUCCGAUCUGCAGAGGAUGGGAAGGAUAUGUGCAUUUGCGUCAGUUUCUAAAAUCUCCGAUGACAAGAGUGAAGGAGAUUUCGCAUCGGUAUAUUUUAAAGUAGUCACGGGGAAGAAAUUGGGAGAUAUAAACUUGAAACAGAGGAAGUUAUUUGCCAUUUUAGUGGGUGUGAACUUGACUACUAACAUAAGGAUAUGGACGGCUUUGCACUUGAGUCGUAACUGGAAUGUCCAAAAGGAAGUUUUGUGCACUGAUUUUUCGGGUGAGGAGGAAUGCAGUCUCUGCACAGUCCAGAGUGAUGACUUUUGCAAAGAGAAUCUCACAGGGAAGUUAUUGAACGAUCUGAACGAGAGCCAAGCGGAAGCAAUCCUUACAUGCCUUCGUAAGAUCCGCUGUCAGCAUAAGCCAGUGCUGGAACUCAUAUGGGGCCCCCCAGGUACUGGGAAAACAAAAGCGACUGCUAUUAUGCUCUUGAGCCUCCUAAGACUGAAGUGCAGGACUGUUGUCUGUGCCCCCACCAAUGUUUCUGUAAUCGAAAUUGCCUCUCGGGUGGUACACCUCAUGAGAGGGUCAGCUUCCUUAGGAGAUCUUCUUCUCUUCGGAAACAAGGAGCGGCUCAAGGUAGAAGGCUUGGAAGUUGAAGACAUAUGCUUGCAUAAUCGUGUUGAUAGAAUCACAGAAUGCACUGCCCCGACAACUGGGUGGAAGUAUUGCAUAUCUUCUGCAAUAACCUUUCUCAGUGAUCCUCUUUCUCAGUACAAUAUCUAUUCGAGAGAUGACCUGGGUAAGAGAAAAUUGUUACUCGAGUUUUUGAGGGAGAGAUUCUUGUAUAUUGUGAAGCCCCUCGAGAGAUGCCUCUCUACCUUGCGUACUCAGAUAUGUGCAAGUUAUGUUCCGAAGCAUAUCGCUCAUGAGAUCACAGAGCUUCUUGGCCAUCUCGAAUCAUUCAGUGAUUUAUUAUCCGGAAAGAAUUUGGUUUUCUUCUCUCAAAGAUGGGAGGAGUCAUUUUCAUGCCGAUCGAAGGACAAGUGUUUGUCCGAAGCACUAACAGACCCCUUGUCUACGCUAUACUUGAAGAGAUCUGAGUGCCUCGAUGCCUUAAAAUCGGUUCGGGAUUCUCUUAACAGGCUGCAAAUCCCUUCCUUUAAGAGUGUGGACGAGAUAAAGGAGUUCUGCUUUCAAUCGGCUUCAUUGAUCUUUUGCACAGUCUCCAAAACUUUCACGCUGCACUCUCUGGAUAUGAAGCCGCCACAGUUGUUGGUGAUUGAUGAAGCUGCUCAGCUGAAAGAAUGCGAAUCGGUGAUUCCACUCCAACUUCUCGGCCUUAGACAUGCUAUACUUAUUGGAGAUGAGCGUCAAUUACCUGCUGUUGUAAAGAGUGAUGUUUCAAAAGAGGCCCGUUUCGGUCGAAGUUUAUUUGAGAGAUUGAGUUCCCUCGGAAAGCUGAAGCAUCCACUCAAUGUGCAGUACAGAAUGCACCCAUCAAUAAGUUGCUUUCCAAAUCAGACAUUCUAUGGCGGCCAAAUUCGCGAUGGCCCAAAUGUAAAGCAUGAAAGUUACUCAAAGCAAUAUCUACCAGGGCUGAUGUUCGGCUCAUUUUCAUUCAUAAAUGUUUCUGAGGGAAGGGAAGAACGCGGAGUUGAUGGAUCAAGUCUGACAAACCCUGUAGAGGCCGAUGUUGCUGCUCAGAUUUUAAGCAAUCUUUACAAAGCAUGGAGCUUGUCAUCGAAGGAGAAUCUCAGUGUUGGGAUAAUAUCACCUUAUGGUGCUCAGGUUGGAGAAAUUAGUGAAAGGCUUGGCAAGAAAUAUGAAUAUUCUGAUGGCUUCACGGUCGCUGUAAACACAGUGGAUGGUUUCCAAGGCAGAGAGCAGGACAUAGUUAUCUUAUCCACUGUAAGAUCGAACCACUGGGGAUCUAUUGGGUUCUUGGCAAAACCAAAUCGAACGAAUGUUGCCCUAACCCGUGCAAGAUACUGUCUUUGGAUUCUGGGGAACCAAAGAACUCUGCGGGGGAGUUCAACAGUGUGGGAAGCAUUAGUUUACUAUGCUAUCGAUCGUCAGUGUUUCUUCAAUGCAGACGAUGAUGAAGGAUUAGCAAAGACGAUCUUGGAAGCUAAGACAAAGUACAAUCAGCUCGAUGAUUUGCUCACCUCAAGCAAUGUACUCUUCAGAGAUGCUAAGUGGAAGGUCAUCUUUGACGAGAAUUUCCGUCAGUCUUUCCGGAAGUUGACAUCACGCCGCACAAGGUCAUCAGUGAUGAACCUUCUCAUGAAGCUCUCCAGUGGGUGGAGACCCAAGCGGAAAGAUGUCGACUUAAUCUGCAAGAGCUCCUCUCAGAUCAUAAAACAAUUUAAGGCUGAGAACCUCUCUAUCUUAUGUACAGUGGACAUUGAGAAGGAAAGCGAAUACACCCAAAUCUUGAAGAUUUGGGAUGUAUUGCCCUUUGAAGAUAUUGCAAAAACAAUCGAACAUCUCGAUGGUAUAUACAUGAGAUUCAGUUAUCAAUAUGUCAGUCGUUGCAAGGAGAAGCGUUUCGAUGGAGAUCUCCAGGUUCCAAUUUCUUGGGAAACUCCAUUUGAUUUUCUCCGUCGGGGAGAUUCUUUGGGCGAAAAUAGCAAAGGCACACCAGAUUCUCAACUGUACACAGAGCGUUCAAAGGUGAAGGACAGCUUGCUGUUGAUGAAAUUCUAUUCACGGUCAUCUGGCAUAAUCAAUCACUUGCUAUCUGACCGAGAUGGGAAUGAAGUGGAGCUCCCAUUUGAUUUGACUAAGGAACAACGCGAGAUAAUUCAGUUUCCACAAAGCACCUUCAUACUGGGAAGGUCGGGAACUGGGAAGACAACUGUUUUGACGAUGAAGUUGCUUCAGAGGGAGCAACUUCACCGAAUUGCUACGAGUGAUUACAGAAUCACUGGGGGUGCCAAUUCCGGCAGAGAGGAUUCUGAGGAGAUGCUUGAAGAGGAGAGCAAAUAUGUGUUGCGUCAACUUUUCGUUACUGUUAGCUCGAAGCUGUGUUUUGCUGUCAAACAGCAGCUUUCACAACUGAAAAGCUUUACCUGCGAAGGAAACUUUUUUGCUGAGGGCUCUUCAACUGAUGUUGACUUCACCAACAAGGCAGACCAGUUUGAGGACAUUGCCGACUCUUUCAUUGAUAUUCCUCACAAAUCCUUUCCCCUUGUCAUAACUUUUAGUAAGUUUCUGAUGAUGCUAGAUGGAAGCAUCGGUUUCUCAUAUUUCGAGAAAUUCCCGCGAUCAAGAGACAUAUGUCGGGAGAAAGUUGGAGCUGCAAGAUCGCUUGCCUUGCAAGCAUUCAUACAAGAGAAAGAGGUCAACUAUGAGAAGUUUUGUGCAGUUUAUUGGCGUCAUUUCAAUGAAAGGCUUACGAGAAAUCUCGACCCUUCAAGAGUAUUUACAGAGAUAAUAUCUCACAUCAAAGGCAGUCUCCAAGUGGGGAACUCUUGUAGUGGCAGGCUCAGCAGGACCGACUAUGUCUCACUCUCGGAUGGUCGUGGAUCACAUCUAACCCAGAAGGAACGGCAUAAAGUGUAUGAUGUUUUUCUUGAGUAUGAAAAGAAGAAGUUAGAGAGGGGAGAGUUUGACCUUUCAGAUGUUGUGAAUGAUCUACACUCUCGUCUCAGAUGCAAAAAGAUAAGAGGCGAUGAUAUGGACUAUGUUUAUAUCGAUGAAGUUCAAGAUCUCACUAUGAGGCAGAUCGGUCUUUUCAAGUACGUUUCUCACAAUGUUGAGGAGGGCUUUGUCUUCUCGGGAGACACUGCACAGACAAUCGGGAGGGGAAUCGAUUUUAAGUUUGAGGAUGUGCGGCGGUUGUUCUACAAUGAUUUUAUGCAGGAAACUGAAGGUGGAGGAAAGAUCUCCAAGAUCUAUCAGUUGUCCCAGAAUUUCCGGACGCAUUCUGGCAUCCUCAAGCUAGCGCAGAGCGUCACUGACCUUCUGUGCCAUUUCUUCCCAUUAUUUGUCGAUGUUCUGAGGCAAGAAACGAGCCACAUUUGCGGUGAAAGCCCAAUUUUCCUUGAGCUAGAGAUGAACCAAAACUCAGUAGCUUCUAUUUUUGGUGAGGGAGGGAAUGUUGCAGGCCUUGGGCCAGAGCAGGUGAUCAUAGUUCGUGAUGAUUGUGCACGAGAGGAAGUUCUCGGACGUUUUGGAAAGCAAGCCCUCGUUUUAGCUUUAACGGAGUGCAAAGGACUGGAGUUUCAGGAUGUGGUGCUGUACAACUUUUUUGGUUCAUCGCCAAUGAAGAAUCAAUGGAGGGUCGUGUACGAGUACAUGAAGGGCCGGAAAUUGCUCGAUAACAGCUUCAUUGGUCACUACCCACAGUUCAAACCUGCCAGGCACAACAUCUUGUGCUCAGAGUUGAAGCAACUGUACGUUGCUAUCACCCGGGCAAGGCAAAGGCUUUGGAUUUGUGAGAACAAUGGGCAGUUUGCAGGAGCGAUGUUGGAUUAUUGGAGGAAGCUCAGCCUCAUCCAAUAUAAAACGGAGAAACUCAACAGCUGCAGACAGAAUGCGUAUACAAGGGCAUGAACAUGCUCUCUUCUCGAAAUUCGUCAAUUCAUUAUGUAAAUUAGUUAUUAUGCAAAUAUCUUCUUAAUCUUUGUUGUACUUGGGCAACAAGAAUGCUAGCAAGUUACCAAGACUCAUUUUGCCUCA
Punica granatum (pomegranate) is the source of this 5411-nucleotide messenger RNA. The record is from RefSeq and is a predicted model, not a curated record. NCBI's taxonomy places the organism in Eukaryota, Viridiplantae, Streptophyta, Magnoliopsida, Myrtales, Lythraceae.